AUGUCUAACCUUCCCAACGAGCCCGAGUUCCAGCAGGCCUACAACGAGCUUGUCAGCACCCUCGAGAACAGCUCCCUCUUCACCCAGUACCCCGAGUACAAGACCGCCCUCGAGGUCGUCUCUAUUCCCGAGCGCGUCAUCCAGUUCCGCGUUGUCUGGGAGGAUGACAAGGGCAAGCUCCAGGUCAACCGUGGGUACAGGGUCCAGUUCAACUCGGCCCUGGGUCCUUACAAGGGCGGUCUGAGAUUCCACCCUACCGUGAACUUGUCGAUCCUCAAGUUCCUCGGCUUCGAGCAGAUCUUCAAGAAUGCUCUGACUGGCCGUGAGCUCCUCCAACAACCCUGA
This is a messenger RNA of Colletotrichum spaethianum, 345 nucleotides long. Its product is annotated as NADP-specific glutamate dehydrogenase. Gene Ontology annotation, molecular function: L-glutamate dehydrogenase (NADP+) activity. Gene Ontology annotation, cellular component: cytosol. Bases 1 to 345 code for a protein of 114 amino acids. The transcript is spliced from 2 exons. The record is from RefSeq and is a predicted model, not a curated record. Lineage: Eukaryota; Fungi; Ascomycota; Sordariomycetes; Glomerellales; Glomerellaceae.